Messenger RNA from Aspergillus pseudotamarii, 406 nucleotides. RefSeq lists its product as uncharacterized. Lineage: Eukaryota; Fungi; Ascomycota; Eurotiomycetes; Eurotiales; Aspergillaceae. The record is from RefSeq and is a predicted model, not a curated record. Bases 120 to 323 code for a protein of 67 amino acids. The transcript has a single exon.
UUGGAAUGUUCGUGCAUUUCCGCGUGAUUGUGUUUGGCAUUGAAGGUUCGAGUCAGCAGUGGGAUCAUUUGGAUUGGCUGAGCGGCUGGCGCAUCGCCAAUUGAGACACCUUGACUCUUAUGUCAUUCCCUUGCUACUUUUCUUUCCUCCUUGUCUCCCUAUUCUUUGUCUUACCUUCCUUCUUUAUUAUCGUCUUCCCGUUGUUUCCAGCCCGCCAUGCUUCCAUUGUGUUGCUAUUAAAUCACCUUCACUAUGCUCUGUGUAGUAUCUCAUCGGCUAUACCGGCGAUGUCAAUGAAGUCUAAUUCACUCCAUCAAAUCUAGAAGGACUUUUUCUCUUUAUUGGUAGUUCCCAGGAUAUUUCCAACCUUCCUAAAGUCUAGUUCGAGUAUUGAUGGUUGUGGCUU